This is a messenger RNA of Anopheles funestus (African malaria mosquito), 1881 nucleotides long. RefSeq lists its product as uncharacterized. NCBI's taxonomy places the organism in Eukaryota, Metazoa, Arthropoda, Insecta, Diptera, Culicidae. The coding region runs from base 15 to 791 and encodes 258 amino acids. The transcript is spliced from 2 exons. The record is from RefSeq and is a predicted model, not a curated record.
UAAGAGGUAUACAAAUGGAUUGCACUCCGCUUCUGCCUGCGAAAUUUACCAUCGGUGGAAAAUGGUAUACGACCGACCAACGCUUGCGCGAAACAACAGCACCACAGCAGCUAACAACCGAUAUCGUAACAAGCUGGACAUAUACGCCACUGCCGAAUCUAAUGGAGAGCGGUGUCUACGACGCCGAAAACCUACAAAAAAUGAAAAAUAUGGUGUACGAACAAGGAGAUAAAAGAAUAGCGGCAUCAGUACUACACAAGAUGAUCAACGGCGAACAUCCGAAUCUGCAAGGAUUUACCUUCGAUGGGCUCGUGUCAGAAAAGGUAAUUCACAACGCCUUCAACAAAUACUGGUCUAAACUAGUCUCUUGGUCAGCUUGGCUCGGAAACAUUACGUCAACAGCUAUCGGUAUCUAUGUAUGUGGAAGAACCAUUAAGUUCAUAAUAGAUACAAUAAUAAAUGGCAGAAUUCUAUUCGAAAUCUACGGAGUAGGAUGGCAAUUGAUUGCAUCCUUUUGGGACUCCUUGACCAAUCUGCUAUCUCAUCGCGGCCAUAGACAGCAAGCAGCCAACGAAGCAAGCACGCAAAACUACGUCAACAUUCCGCUAGAAGAACAACUAAAUGAAGAACCGCACACGAUUGAGGUAAUUCCGUGCCACGGAAAACCGAGGUUUCUGUUCCCAUCGCGUAAAAGCGUCGCGCCUCCAGCAAACAACGAGAUGACGACUCCUACAGCUUCAUAUCUUCAACCGCAGUGCUCUUCGCGUAACAACAACUGCGAACGUCAAUGAUUGCACGCAUUUUAUUAGGUAAAUAACGAAAAGUUAGAUUACACCUUUCAUUCUCAUUUUAUUCAUAGCUAAGACGUUGCGUAUUUUGGUAAAACUUAUAGUUUUACGAGGGCCGGAAUGUUGUGAACGCAACGGUCAAUCGUUCUAAUUCACGUUUUUCAAAUACAUUUCAAACUAUUAUAUGAUCAUUUAAGAGAAUUACAAGCCAUAGAUUAGACUCGACGUCGAUCAAGACGAACGUAGCACAGGCAAUAAGUUCGAGAAGAAAAAUGAAUAAAGAAUGGUACGCCGUUCUAAAUAAACAGGACGCUACGCGGGAUCGCCUGGCCAACUUAGGUUCAUAUCUACUGUUACGUAUGCGACAAAAUUCAAAGCGUACGCGUGAGAAUCCAAACUAUCGUAAGAAAGGGAAUUUGAAAUAGCUACGCAACAUAAACGUAUUGACAUCCUAGAAAAGACAUGUGGUUAAUCUCAGCUUUCAGGUCAAAAUAACGUUCUAUGAGAAAACGUAAGCGCAAUUACAUACCGAUGCAUCUCAAGGACCAUAUGCAACAUUAACAUAAAAAGAUCCCAAAUCCUUACCCACUUCAUACGUUACGUAACAUGAUCAUAGUUUCAGGCAAUAUCAUAAAACGUCCAAAAAGGACGAAGCACUUGACAAUCGAAACUAAACAUAUUACCCGGCAAUAAGCAAAGGCAGCAUAACUGCAUACGGUCAAACUAUAACCGAGGAAAGUAAAACGAGACAAGGGUACACAACUUAAGUGAUACCACAUGUACCGAAAUGCGUGUGAGAUAUUGGUAAGCCUUAGAAUGCCUACCCAGAACUCAUGUAAACAUAUGCCAGGAUAAGGCAUCUAGGACAACGUUAUCCAAAAGGAAACUAUCUCUUUCUAAUUACCCAUCUCACUCUUACCUCCAUUUCUCACAACUAAUUUUUAGUAUAUAAGAAACGAAAUUUUUCAAUAAACACACUUACAAGUUACAACGCAACAAGAACGGUCGUAUCCGCGUUUCAGUCUCCUUUAAACUUCUAAAAAAUAUCGCGUCUUCGCGUGAAUCCCACUCCAGUGGAUUAUAUUAGCCGAGA